Messenger RNA from Solanum pennellii, 1005 nucleotides. Its product is annotated as transcription factor MYB12-like. The transcript is spliced from 3 exons. Bases 97 to 978 code for a protein of 293 amino acids. Lineage: Eukaryota; Viridiplantae; Streptophyta; Magnoliopsida; Solanales; Solanaceae. The record is from RefSeq and is a predicted model, not a curated record.
GUUCAUUUGCACUUUAAUUUCUCCAUUUUUCAUUUGGAAAUAUCCCAAAAACUGUAGUGCAUAGUUCAUAAAUCAUAUAUAUACUAGAAAAUAGAAAUGGUAAGAACACCUUGUUGUGAGAAAGUAGGUCUCAAGAGAGGGAGAUGGACAAUAGAAGAAGAUGAAAGACUCACAAACUAUAUUCAAGCUAAUGGUGAAGGCUCUUGGAGGACAUUACCAAAAAAUGCUGGGUUAUUAAGAUGUGGAAAGAGUUGCAGAUUAAGAUGGAUUAAUUAUUUAAAGAGUGAUUUGAAGAGAGGUAACAUAACUUCUGAGGAAGAAGCUAUAAUCAUCAAGUUGCGUGCAACUUUGGGUAACAGGUGGUCUCUAAUAGCAGAAUAUUUACCACAUAGAACAGAUAACGAGAUAAAAAAUUAUUGGAAUUCUCGUUUGUGCCGAAAAGUAGAAAGCUUGAGGAUUCCAAGUGACGAAGAGUUGCCACAAGCGGUUGUCGAAUUAGCCAAAAAAGGAAAACAACAACAAAUUAUCAAACAAAGACACAAAGGAAAAACAAAAAUUAGCGGUUCAAAUUUCAUAAGUGAAACUAUAGUUCACACUACAUCAUCAACGCCAAAUAUAGAGAAAGAAACCAUAAAUACUGUUCCGAUUGGCGAUAAUAAUGCCAUGGAGUUCGAUCAUAACGAUGAUCAAACGUUAUGGCAUGACGAUAUUAUGCUAAUGGACGAUGAAGAUGCAAAGUUGGACCAAGAUUUCAUUUUCAAAUGUUUAUGGAGUGACGAAGGAGAAAAUUUUGAAAUAAUCGAAAAUAACAAUAACAAUAACAAUAAUAAUGAAAUAUUAAAUGUGGAUAAUCAUGGUACCCUUGAUGGUUGGGAUUGGGAAUAUUUAGAUGAAAUGUUGAAUAAUGAAAUAGAGAAUAACAAUGUGUCAAAUAUUGAUCCCAUGAAUAGUGAUUUGGUAGCUUGGCUUUUGUCUUAAUAUAUGUAUACUCAUUAAUUUUCACUC